UGCUCAUUGAAUAAACCACAUUUAAAGGCACAUUGUUGCGAGCGUAUUUGACAAUACUUUUGUAAAUACAAACGGAGCUCUGAUAGUUCAUUUUGUGGUUUUAAAUAAUAACAGUUAUGCAGUUUGGUAAAUUUAUCAAGUCGGCGAAGAAACACUGUUAAUAUCAAUAUUGCUGCGUCCAGUGACGGGGUUAAAACUUUACAGUAAUUUUGAAAGUGGAAAAGGAAUUAGACAAAACUUAUCUUAAUUAAUAACAAAUAGUUUAAAGAAGCUGGACAUAUGAUAGAAAUUCGUUCGGCAGUUAUAAUAAUAAUCAACGUUUUGACCAUAAAACCUGCUUGAUUGCUCAAAGGACUGCGUUCAGAUAGAGCACAUCCGAUAAAAGUAUCGGUUGCGUUCCUUUAGAAGUUAAUUGGAGCGGAGCUGUGUAACCGAAUCUUACCAUAUAUUUGAGAUCACCUGUCGGUGGGUAAAUGGUCUCUUUUUAAUGGGAGCCCGGUUUUUUCGUCAAACACCUGCCUGAAGUAUCAACACGUCACACAAGGCGGGCGAGAUUUGAAAAUCCCCAUACUAGUUUGUGCUAUACUGGUGUGCGGACCGUUUGAUUUCGGAGUUUUCGAGCGGAGCGGAGAGACUGGUGGAAUAAUGGGCUUACUCGCUAAAGAAAUUGUUGCGUUAUGACAACGUUCACUACUCAGGAAAGAAGAUAUUGUUGCAUCUUCAUUAGUAGAAACAAAUGAAAAGAAUGUUUUAAUAAAUAGGAGUGCAGUAUUUAACAAUUUACUUCAAGAAAGAUCUUAUUAUAUAAAGACAUAAUUAACUUAUUCCUGCGCAAUAAGUAGAGCCAGACUUUUACGUGUAAAAGCAAGAACAGAUACUUGCCGAAAUUAGCGCUGCAAGAAAAUUGGAAUUAGAUUUGUGGAAGAGAAAGCGCCGAAACCCAUACCUUACGUGUUGGACAUGAUCCGAUUUUACGCAUGAAUUCGUUAUUUCCUGACCAGAUGUAUGUAGACAAGAUUGCUUUAUUAUAUAUGGCUCUUAUACAAUAGCCAGAAGAGUUGGCAAUAUUGAUAUCCAACAAGUGAAAUUGAUUAGAGCGAGAUAUGAAUGAAUAGUUGCCCGUCACAGAGAGGUGUAUUUACCGUGAGAAGUCGGGGAACAAUGAUUAUAGUCAAUAUGAGCAAAUAAAUUGGUCUGACACCAGUUGUGCGAGGUUUCAAAAUCAGGGGAAAUCGCGAAGAAUCGUAAACACUCAACAAGCAAGAAUGAAAGGGACUGCUUAACGCGUUACAAGAAAUGAUAAAUACAAAUUUAUAUGCGACAGAAGAGUAUUUUCGAACAAUCAAUUUCGCUUUAAUGUUUUGAAAAGUGGUGCAGUAAGGACAACCUUUUAAAGUUCAAAGACAACAUUACAAAAGAAAAUUGUUGGCGGACAGUUAGCACUGAUGAUGAAAUAUUUCUUUAAAUGAGAAAGAAUUUGUAAAUUGGAAGCAGUUAAAAAUUCAAGAUGCCACGGUCUUUCUUAGUAAAGAAGCACGAGGAAAUUCGAGCUUACCACAGCUACAAACCACGUGACACGAACGCUGAUGAUAUAAUUGUACCAGAUAGUAUAUAUGCCAUCACGCCGUACACGCCUGCUGUACUUCCACUUUCCGUAAAAGUAAACAACGGCUAUAUCCAUGAUAUUGUGAGUCCAUCUAUACCGAGCGAGAGUGUUCACGAGGACCAGGAAUCGGCUAAGGGAGAUGAGUUUGAAUCCCAGAGUACCAAGGAGAUCGAUGACAAUGCAAUUGCAGCCGAAAUUAUCAAGAAAUUCCAAAAGAACAAUUUUCCAAAUGGCGUUACUAUUGGUUACACGUAUGACGCAUUCUUUGUAAGUGACGGGAGAUCACGAGGUAAGCAUUUCGGAGAAAAGAAUGGAAAACCGAGAUACACGUGCAAUGAAUGUGGUAAAGAUUAUGCCACAUCAAGUAAUCUUUCCCGGCACAAGCAAACGCACCGAAGUCUAGACAGCAAACUAGCCAGAAAAUGUCACCACUGUGGAAAAGCUUACGUCAGCAUGCCCGCACUGUCGAUGCACAUGUUAACCCAUGACUUAAAGCAUAGGUGUAACGUUUGCGGAAAGGCCUUUUCCAGACCUUGGUUACUUCAAGGUCACUUCCGAUCUCAUACAGGAGAAAAACCGUACGGCUGUGCUCAUUGUGGUAAAGCGUUUGCGGAUCGGAGCAAUUUGCGCGCGCACAUGCAGACGCACUCGGCGUUCAAGAGCUACAACUGCAAGAGGUGCAACAAAUCAUUCGCGCUAAAAUCAUAUCUCAAUAAGCAUUAUGAAUCAGCUUGUAUUAAAGAGGAUGGAAUGUGUCCAAGCAUGGACAUGGAUGGUGGAUCGUCCGUCUGCUCAGACGACAGUUUCAGUCACCACAGAAAAAUCGAAUGACAAUCAGUAAACUCAUUUUCAUCCAGUUACAGUUUAUCUGACUGAAUGCUAUUUAAAUAUAACAGUUGUCAGAGGUAUUCUGCAUAUGCAGUCACAGAGCAGGGAGGGGUACUACUGGAGAAAUUCAUACAGACGGACAAUCCCAUAAAGAAAUUAUCAAGUGCUCACGGUUUAAACGAAGGAGACGUCAAUUUCUUUCAUUUAGUUAAAAUAGUUGUAUUAUUUUUUUUUUUGAAUUUGUAGUAUAACGUACAUCUUGAAGGUUACAGACACUUGUUUACUUUUCUGUGCAAUAGAUAAAUCUUACAUUUGAAUAUUUACUUGUAUGUUAUACAUUCCAGCACGUGUUUUUCAAGUUUUAUUGUACAUAUGUAUUAGAAGUAUUUACUCUGUAUUUUGAUACAAUAUUUAUUUAUGAAAAGUCGUAGCUAGGAUAUCUCUGAAUCUUUUAAACUCGUUUAUUGUCGGGAAUUUUGGCAGGGAUUGUAAAGUAAGGAGCAUUCCGCAGACAUAUGACAUUAUUAUGAAAGACAUCAAGUAUUUUGAAAUUGCUUCUAUGCAUUCAUAUGCCAGAUGUCAUGUUUACAAAACGUCAAUGGAAAGUUAAUUUCCAUGAGCUUUCAACAAAAUUUUUGUCUAAAACGUUUCCCAAACGCUCAAGACUUGCAUUUGACAUUGUCUUUCUUGUGGAUGCAGACGCAGUCUUCCAAAAUGUUUCAGUGUUUUACGAUCCUUAGCCCAAUAGUGAAGUGUAGCAAUGCAAUAUUCAACAUCCAAUAAGUAUGUAGAUGACCGGCUUAAAAUAUGUGCUGAAAUUUUAUGUAGAUAUAAACGUUUCUAUAGUGAUGCACAAUUCCACCCGUUCUCCAGAGUUGUCGUUCUUCCGCUUUAGCUAAAAAAGCAUCCAUGACGAAAAAGAGCAUUCUGGGUAGAAAUUGACUUUGACCAGCUUAGUUCCGAUAUCAUAUGAUACCAGAAAUAUAUUAAAAUGCUUCAAAUCUUUUUCAACGACAUUACGGAAGUUGAUAAGAAAAGCAUGGGAGAUCUGUGUUGGCAAGGUUUUGGUCAAUUUUGUGCCAUGUGUUUAAGAUUCAGAAAUACCCUACUGCUUCAGAUUUAUACAAAUAAGUAUUGAUUUCUGUAUAUGCAAUUUGUUGGAAGAUUGUUUUUAAAACAUCUUCACAACGAAGCCGUUUCACUGACAACGAAAAUGUAUAAUAGUCCUAUUUCUACAGUAGAGAAAAUUUCUUGAUCGUGCAAUAGUGUUGUGUAAUUAUAAUGAAUGUUUUGACAUUACUUCUUACGGUUGUGCAAUAUUAACUAAAGUAGAUUUUACAUUGUUAUUUUGUUAAAAGUGUCUGAUUUUUUUCAUUUUGCAAUUUUCGUAUUGUUUACCAAGGCAAAAUGUUAUUCAGUUAUGGCUUUUUCAGCUGUGCAAUAUAACGUCAUGUGAAUCUGUUAAGAAAUAAAUAAGCCGAGGUCAGAGUUCAUAGCUUUUGGGUGCACAUCGUAUAAUAUUGCACGCAUUAGAAGGUGAUAUCUGUUUUACCAUAUGAAUUAUAACUAUAUGAGCGAUUAUUUUAAAUACAGUGCAAUCGCCAUUAUGAGUUCAACGUAACGUAUGAAAUUGACGGCCUAUUUACAGUAACUGUUCAAGUAAUAAGUUUGCAGUUUUUCCAAUACUGAAGUAAAAUCUGAGCAUAAUCAUGUGACAUUUUGUGCAAUAAAUGAAUUCUGACCGAUGAGAAUUCAUUUAUUUAUAGUUCAUAUAAUAAUACAUCCAUGGGUACUUAUACAAUUUUACAAUACUGCGAACAUUGUUAUCGCAAAACAAAUCAUAUUUACAUUCAUUCACACAACGAGUAUUUUGAAGCUAUUGAAAGAUUUAAGGUUGUGCAAUACUAAAAAAAUAAACCUUAUAUUGUUAUCGUAUACUUUUAUUUUCACGCAAUGUCAUUUUACAAGACUAAGGUUGUGCAAUAUUUACAAAUGUUUUUUAAUGAAAAUGUAUAAUAUUUUCUUUUCUUUACUUUUAUACCAUUUAUCAACGCAACAAAUUAUAAUAUAUCAUUAACAAGACUAAGGGUGUGCAAUAUUCAUCAAAGUAAAACUACUUAACUAUUUGCCGAAAUGAUUUUUUUACUUUCGUAAUGUUUAUCAACGCAAAGGCUAUGCAUAAGAAUGUUAUAUAAUUUUACAAGACUAAGGUUGUGCAAUAUUAACCAAAAUAACUCUUACAUUAUUUUUGCAAAAUCUAGAUCUAUACCAAGCUGCGCAAGCCUAAUUUAUGAGGCGCUGCCACACAAUUGGUUCGCCUAAUGUUCGAGCCCGGAAAGAGACCGGAUGGUGAGCCGCCAGCUAGUUGAUUAAUGGUUACCGACUGCCUACUGUCUGAUGUCUGGCAAUUGAAUUAUAAGUCGGGAAGUAGUGCUGUGUGUCUCAUAAGCUUGCAUAGCUCGUUCUUUCAGCAGGUAUGACACUAUAAUAAACAAACACUUUUUACAUCAUUAACAUUUUGUUUUCAAAUUGUUUAUCAACAUAAAAAGUAGUGAUUAAAAAGCCAUAUAUCAUUUUACAAGACUAAGGUUGUGCAAUAUUCACAAGAUUUACAUUUCACAUUAUUAUUUACGAAAGAUGUCUGAAAUUUUACAUUCAUUUUGUUACUUAUAUAACAUUUAUCAAACUUAACUUUCAUUGUUAUUUGCGAAAAUGUACGAGUUACUCAUAAUUGUUAUUAAUUCAAUGAUGCUUACAUACUCAUAUUAUUACUUCAAUGAUGCUUAUCAACACAACAUGUUGCAUAUUAGAAAAGAAGGAAGUGCAGUUUUUAGUAAACUAAACUUUUUAAUUUAGUUUAAAUAUAUUUUUAUUCAGGUUUUAUUUCAAAGGUUGUGCAAUACUUUCUAUUAUAAUUAAAUUGAUUACAAUGUGCGCGUUAUCAAGUUAUCCAUUUUUUACGUUAAGGAAAGCAACAAGCUGUGUAUUUGAAAGCCAUUUCAUUUGACAAGACAAAGAUUGUGCAAUAUUUAUGAAUACAUUUUUACGAAAGCAGCAAGCCAUUUGAAAACCAUUUCAGUCACAAGACAAAGGUUGUAAAUUAUUCAUUAAAGUAAGCAUUAGCGCAAAAUGCAUGUAUCAAUUAUCUUUUACAUUCCAUAUGCUUAGUGCUAUUAUUUUUCUGGUGUUUUUGGCUCAUGCCGUUCAAUGGUCCUGUUUAACAGAAUUCUGCUUAAGCCGUUGCUGGGAGAUGUGAGGUUUGUUGUAUACUGUUUCAUUACCUCUCAUGAACCGUGUUCGCUAUCAUUAUGAUUGGUUGAAUGCUAUGUUUCAAAUGGUAUUCUUAUAGAUCUAAUUACGAACACAAAAUGUUUCAUAUACGGGAGGCAUUUAAUUUGCAUGCUUUUAUUUUGUAAAUUUCAUCAAAGUUAACUUAACACUAUUAUCUUCGAAAAUGCAAGAAUUAUCAAAUUGGCCUCUCGCUUUUAUAAUAUUUUACCAACGCUAUCCAGAAGCCGUAUCAUUUUACAAGACAGAUUUUGUGCAAUAUUCAUAUGUACGAAAUUUCGUGUAAUUCUUCUCCCAUUUAUUUUAUCGAUUUCAACGCAACAAGUUGUAUAUUUGGUAACUAUCUCGUACAAAUCAUAUAUUAGUAACACUGAUUUAUAAAGAUUGCUCACAAAACUCAAUUAUAUGUGUCUGGAUUUUGUUCUUACCAUAUUUAUGAGGAAGAAAUGAUUAUAUCUUUACACUUGGUAAAAUGCAAUCACCCCAUUGUCCUAUGCAGAUAUUUUUGAGACGACGUACAACACUUUAUGAAAUUUUAUAUUCUCUAAAGUCUUCAAAGAUUUGUAUUUAAUAUGUAGAACGUACUUUAGAAGAGGUUUUUUAAUCUCUAAACACAUGUAGUGUUCACAUAAUUUAGACAUUUCCGCUGACUGUUCUCACAGUACCCUUACUGAAGAAAAUAAUAACGUACGUAUAUAGUGAGCUGUAUCACCGCCUUUUAAAGGGCGGGCUCAGUUAACAGUGCUGUAAAUAAGGAAGAGAUAUGAUUACAUUACUUUGUUUCAUGUCAUCUAUGUUGUAAAAUUUACCUUAAGUAUUAUUCCCUUAAAUGUCUUCCAUUGUUAUAUUUUUUCUUAUACAUAGAGCGUGCAAUUUACACUUUUUUCUUGAGGGCAUAUGACAUAUAUGUAACUUUUGUAUUACUCAAAUUACGCAAUACUCAGUAUAUUUUGUAAUUCCUUUUAUUUUGAUGUGCAAUGAUAUGUCAAUAUGUCUCAAAUGAAUUGUUAUAUGAAUAUGUGUGUGCGUAUGUGUGCGUGUUACAUACGUGCAAUUACAGUUGUGUUAGUAGUAAUUCACACAAUAUUGAUUUGUUAAAGCCAAAUAUGUACAUAGUUAUUGUAAGAGUUGACCACUUUUGUGCUUUUCGGUUUUCACAUAAAAAAAUGUAUUUAAUUUUCACAUGAAAACCGCACCUUAACCUUUAGCCUGCUAGCGGCAGGUGAUUCUGCCUUUGCGACCAGUGCAGACCAAGAUCAGCCAAGAUCAGCCUGCACAUCCGUGCAGCCUAAUCACGGUCUGCACUGUUCGCUGUUUAGCCCUUUAAAUAAUAAAUGGUAUUGCCCAAAUUGAAUGAUAGACCAUUCCUUUUUAGAAAUUUAGCAGGGUAAAGUGUUGGGUAUCAACGCUCUGUACAUAGUACAAGGCGCAAUAGUGAUCAUACUUUUUCUGGGUUGAGAGUACAAAUUAGCAGGCAGUGUUUGUAUGAGAUUUUCCUUAGUAAUCACUUUUGAUCAAUUAGAGUUUUUUUUAAAGAUGUUAUGGAAAAAUAUCUGAACGUGUGCGCAGUAUAGCCCCAACAGGCAAGUUUGAUAUGGGGUUUUCUGCUGGGUGCGAGUCCAGUCCAACUAUAUUUCUAUAUUCAACGGCCCUUUUUAUUCUAUGUUAUUUGUCGUCUUCUUAUGUACAAACAGAAAUUACAACGUAACACAAAGAAAUAAGCAUUUAAUUGAAUAUCAACUUUUAUCAAAGCCAUUAUAUAUUGAAAUGACUGAAAAUGAAAAGGAAUCCAGUAAGAAAACAUUGAAUUUCGUAAUGAAGGGACAAUUCUUUCUUUAAAUUAAAAAUGUCAUUACCAGGGCCGUAGGAACAGGGGGCUUGGGGUGUGGGCCAGGGGGGCCGCCCCCCCCUCCCGCCCCAACCCCCAAUAAUUUGACUGAAUAUGGUAAUUAGCUUAGCGUUUUAUGGCAGCGAAGCAAUUUUAGCUGAUUUUCAUAAUGUGUGCUCCCCCACCCCCAAACUGAAAAUGCUUCCUACGGUCCUGAUUACUAAUGUACUGCGUAGAGAUCCUUAUGUAGUUAUAAUUUCAGUUUAUUUUUCUAUGUAUUUUUAAAACGCCAAGACUGGCUGGAUGGCGCAAGAAUAUAUAUAUGGGUUUGGUAUUAAGUGUGCAUGCCUUCAUCAAAUAGUAUGCAUCGACUUUUGUCCUUUUUAUGCACUAAAUUUUGUUCAUUUUAUUUCAGUGCUAUUUUUACCAAAUAUGUGCCUACCCUGUUAAAUUGUAAUACUUGUGAACUAAGUGCACUUUUUUGUUAAAUGUUUAUCCAACAUUAUUUCUGAUUAUUAGUCGUCGUCAAGGAUACAGACCUACAAUACAUCAAAAAUGUCGUGUAAAACCGAUAUUAAUAGCAAAAACAGUGAAUUUUUAAAUGCUGCAUAAUAAGGCAGAUACGAAAAGGUCUCGAUCAUGGGUGCUGUUAUGCAUGGAUUAUACAUGUAUAAACAUCGGGAAAAAAUAAGUACGUGAGUUACAUACUAAAAAUGAAUAAAGUAGUGUUUCGGCUGGACAAAUCAAAUUGCUAAAAUUUUAUAAAUAAUUUGAUUACUCUAAAACGGAUGAUUCUAAAGCCUUCGUAAAACUUAUCAGGUUUUACACGAUAUUAACUGGUGUGAAUUACAGGUCAUUUUUGUAACUUAGAUUUAGAUUAUAGAUCUAGUAAAAAGUUUAGAAAGUAUUAUUUGUACAACUUUAGAAAAGCAGAUUGUCUAAGAGUUAUCGCCUGUACAAAUUAAGCUUUUGUUAGCAGGUUGUCCAGAUGUUACCGUCUGUACAAGUAAGGCUUUUGAAAAGCAGGCUGUCUAGAUGUUAUCAUCUGUACAAAUUAACCUUUUGAAAUCACUUGUACAAGUAAGGUUUUUGAAAAGCAUGUUGUAUAGCUAUUGUCAUUUGUACAAGUAGCAGGUUGUAUAGAUAUUAUCGCUUGUACAAGUAAGGUUUUUGAAAAGCAUGUUGUAUAGAUACUAUCACUUGUACAAGUAAGGUUUUUGAAAAAAACAGAUUGUCUAGAUGAUAUCACUUGUACAAGUAAGGUUUUUGAAAAACAUUUUAUCUAGAAGUUAUCAUCUGUACAAAGUAGGCUUUCAGGAUAUUAAGAUUGUUAACAAUUUGCAUCAACAGGAUUUAGGUUAUUGCAACGAAAUUGUACCUUAUGAAGUGUAGAAGCAGUACUUGAUUAAGAGAUGAAUGUUUUUUAUAUGAGCCGCGCCAUGAGAAACCAAUAUAGUGCGUUUGCGACCAAAUGGAUCCAGACCAGCUAGCGCAUCCGCAGUUCGCUUUCAAAGCCUAUUGCAAUUAGAGAAACUGUUAGCGAACGACAUGGAUCCUGAACAGACUGCGCGGAAGCGCAGGCUGGUCUGGAUCCAUGCUGGUCGCAAACGCACUAUGUUGGUUUUCUCAUGGCGCGGCUCAUUAUUUAUGUUGAUACCGACAUUAUAUUGUAAUGCAUUGUACUUUUGAUAUACAGUACCUUCUAAAUUUUGAAACAUUUAACAUUAAUUUUGAGACGUGCCUCCUUUAAAACAAACUAUUACGUUUGCAUACAGUUACAAUGCUUAAUAAAUUCAGAUUCCAUUUCAAAAUGCUGUCUGAAUUUUCCCAUUAAUACUGUUAUAAAACAAAACAUCAACAGGCAAAUUAAUUUUCUAAUGAAAUAUCUCUAAUAAAACUCGACCAAAUAUUUGAUUAUCAUUGGAUGAAUGGUUUCUAAAAACAACGCCGAUAAUGUGAUUCGUUUAAAUUCCCUCAAAUUCCAAAUAUAUUUAAAGGGACAUGCUUUUUUUUCAAAAAUAAAAAAGGUCAGUUAUUAGAACAUGUAUCUUUUGGUAACUUAAACUAAAUUGGUUAGUAUCCGUUAACAUCAGCGCUGCUUAUAGAACAGAACAAAACAAAACUUUAUUAAGGAAACACAGAAUACAAAAUAUAAUUCAAGAAAGCAUAUUUAUUUAGAAGAAAUUUUCAAGAAAUUUACAAAAUAUAUUUAUAUAUAUUCUUUUUAUGCCCCCGAAGGGAGGCAUAUAGUUUUUGAACCGUCUGUCCGUCUGUCGGUGUGUCCGCAAUUUUCGUGUCCGGUCCAUAUCUUUGUCAUCGAUGGAUGGAUUUUCAAAUAACUUGGCAUGAAUGUGUACCACAGUAAGACGACGUGUCGCGCAAAAGACCCAGGUCCGUAGCUCAAAGGUCAAGGUCACACUUAGACGUUAAAGGUAAUUUUUCAUGAUGUGCAUUCGUGUCCGGUCCAUAUCUUUGUCAUCCAUGGAUGGAUUUUCAAAUAACUUGGCAUGAAUGUGUACCACAGUAAGACGACGUGUCGCGCGAAAGACCCAGGUCCGUCGCUCAAAGGUUAAGGUCACACUUAGACGUUAAAGGUCAUUUUUCAUGAUAGUGCAUUCGUGUCCGGUCCAUAUCUUUGUCAUCCAUCGAUGGAUUUUCAAAUAACUUGGUAUGAAUGUGUACCACAGUAAGACGACGUGUCGCACGCAAGACCCAGGUCCGUAGCUCAAAGGUCAAGGUCACACUUAGACGUUAAAGGUCAUAUUUCAUGAUAGUGCAUUGAUGGGCGUGUCCGGUCCAUAUCUUUGUCAUUCAUGCAUGGAUUUUAAAAUUAUUGGGCAUGAAUGUGUACCACAGUAAGACGACGUGUCGCGCGCAAGACCCAGGUCCGUAGGUCAAAGGUCCUAAACUCUAACAUCGGCCAUAACUAUUCAUUCAAAGUGUCAUCGGGGGCAUGUGUCAUCCUAUGGAGACAGCUCUUGUUAUUUUAUAGACGCACUUAUCUGUUUUUUUAACGUACAACAGGAGUUGUGUCCCUUUACACAAAAAUAGCUAAUGCACAUCAGGACUUUUGCCCCUUUUGAUAAAAAUAGUAAAAUCUCAGCCCUCUUAAACAAAGUGAGUCGUACUAUCUUAAGUCUUUAUAGGCUAAUUUACAUGCAUUUAUAAUUAAGAAAAGUGAUUUUCCUCGCUGUUUGAAAUUUGAGACCUGUGAUAUAUUCUUAUUAAACUGAAAAUGCCAAAAGUUUACUUUUCGCCUUUACUUAAUAAUGAGUUGUUUUAAAUUUUAAUUGGUUAAUUUUAAGUAUCUCAGAUCCUGUAGCUAAAGAAAUUUCUCAUUAAAAUGUUUAAAGUAAGAAAGUGAAAUAUAUCCAUCAAAACAGAAUAUUAAUGAUCAAAUUAAAACUUAAUAAAGCAUCUUCAACAUUAAGAAAUAAUGGAAUAUGAAGAAAAACGCGGGAGAACCGCGGUUACGUUACGGAUGGUUGAUGAGGUGAAUUAUUCAGAUGUUGACAAUUGAAGUCUAUCUUGCCAGU
Messenger RNA from Mercenaria mercenaria, 11086 nucleotides. Its product is annotated as transcriptional repressor scratch 2-like. The record is from RefSeq and is a predicted model, not a curated record. Bases 1508 to 2437 code for a protein of 309 amino acids. Gene Ontology annotation, biological process: regulation of DNA-templated transcription. Lineage: Eukaryota; Metazoa; Mollusca; Bivalvia; Venerida; Veneridae. Gene Ontology annotation, molecular function: DNA-binding transcription factor activity, RNA polymerase II-specific; RNA polymerase II cis-regulatory region sequence-specific DNA binding. The transcript has 2 exons.